ACUCCGGCUGUGCGCAGGGCCAGCGCGGACCAAGCAGCCGCGGAGACUCUCCGCCGAGAGCGCCUUUCUCGCUCCGCGCCUCCGCCGCCGCCGCCGCCUCCAGCCGUCCGUCGGGGGAGCGGCCGCCCAUUGUUUCUCUCCGCGGCGAAGGUGCCGAGCUGCCCCGACUCGGUCCGUGGGGGAGCCCCCGGUGCCGCACGUGUCCUGGGUCAUGAAACUUAAUCCACAGCAAGCUCCAUUAUAUGGCGACUGUGUUGUUACUGUAUUGCUCGCUGAAGAGGACAAAGUUGAGGAUGAUGUAGUGUUUUACUUGGUGUUUCUGGGUUCUACCCUCCAUCACUGUACAAGUACCCGGAAGGUCAGCUCUGAUACGCUGGAGACCAUUACUCCUGGUCACGACUGCUGUGAGACAGUGAAGGUGCUGCUAUGUGCUUCCAAAGAGGGCCUCCCCGUGUUUGUGGUGGCGGAAGAAGACUUUGAGUUCAUCCAGGACGAGGCGUAUGAUGCAGCCCAGUUCCUGGCCACCAGCGCUGGGAACCAGCAGGCGCUGAACUUCACCCGCUUUCUUGAUCGGUCAGGACCCCCGUCUACAGAUGUGAAUUCCCUUGAUGAGAAGGUGGCCCUCGCUUUCCGACACCUGAAGCUGCCGGCGGAGUGGAAUGUGUUGGGGACCAAUCAGACUUUGCGUGAUGGCGGCCCCCGGGAGACAUUGAUGCAUUUUGCCGUGCGGCUGGGCCUGCUGCGGCUGACGUGGUUCCUGUUGCAGAAGCCAGGUGGCCGAGGAGCGCUCAGCAUCCACAACCAGGAAGGAGCGACACCUGCCAGCUUGGCCUUGCAGCGGGGUUAUCACAAGUUGCACAAGCUCCUGACCGAGGAGAAUGCUGGAGAACCGGACUCCUGGAGCAGUUUGUCCUAUGAAAUACCCUGUGGGGACUGUUCUGUGAGGCAUCACCGGGAGCUGGAUGUCUACACACUCACCUCAGAGUCCCGGGCACACCGUGAACCCCCACUUCCCGCAGACAGCUGCACUGGGCACAUUUUUAAACUUAUGAACAUCCAACAGCAGCUAAUGAAAACAAACCUCAAGCAGAUGGACAAUCUUAUGCCCUUAAUGGUGACAGCCCAGGAUCCUUCAGGUCUGCUCACUGCCCAAGAUGCAGAUGGCUCGUUCCUUCCCUGCGCAUCAGGGUCCACGGACAGCCCGCAGCCUUCCUCUCCUCCUGCCGGUGCGGAGAGCUCUCCACACGGCCCCGGGAUCCCGGCCUCGCAGGUGGAACGUCCCUCUGAUUUCUCCAGCGCGGGCAAGGAAGAGAACACAGAUUGUUCCUGUAGGAAGAAAAAUAAAGGCGUGGAGAGAAAAGAGGAAGAGGCGGAGCCUACCGUGGACUCUGAGACUCGGUCUAAUCCCCAAAGCUGCCUUCAGAGCAUGUCUGAUUGUGGGGAGAAGGGGACAGAAGGCAUUCCACCCUGUGAAAUCGGAAGUGAAGAAACUCAAGCAAAAUCGGCCACAGCGGCCACAGCCCAGGGGUCUCUGAGCAGUGGGGGUGCUGCCCUGCCGGGAGUCACACUCAUGGAGUCAGGCCCGGCCCCGCAUUUCCCUGCAGGUGAACAGGAAAGCAGGUCAACAGGAGAUGCUGGUGUCCCAGAGACCGCAGAGGGAACGGAGCGUGGUCUCAGGAACCCAGAUGCCACCACCCAGAAGAAGGUGCUCGAAGCCGGGGAAAGGACAAAGGAAAGACUGGAGAACUCUCAUGUCGGUGCAGCUGGAGCCUCUCACGUCAAAGACACCAGGCAGCCUGUGGAUAAAGCCAUGGUUCCAAACUGCGUGUCUGCCACCAGCUCCCUGGACGGUGAGACGCCUGCUGAGUUGGUACUUGUAGUGAGUAAUGGAGGAGCCCCUAUUGAAAAAACUGCCGAAACAGAAACUUCCAGACGUUGUGACGCGAGUGCUGGUGAUCAGAGCCCUGCCAGCGUUCCAGCUGCUGCAAAUGGCAAGAUGGACGCUCCCUUAGCACACACGGGUGGGGCAGUGUCGUCCGCUGAUCUACCCUUCCCCCGGCCACAGAAUGAUGCUUUGCCGAAGGAGAAAGCAGAAACGAAUUCACCUCAUCUUCAGAGCCAGAACGACAAGCCACCCAUCUGCUCUCCACCUGGAGACGACCAACCUCGAGCUGCCCCUGCCAGUGGACAGAGCACAGUGACGUCUAGUGGUGUGCUGGCUGCAGAGCAUCGUGAUGACACAGUCACCCAGCCUGGAGGCCCGGCCACAGGCCCGCCCCACGCACAGCCUCCGCCCACUGCCGUCUGCCCGGAAGGCCCACAGGCUGAGCCCGUCACCCCUGUCCCUGUAGGAGACACCCAGGAAGAUGUGGGUUUUUGUCCCCUUGAAGUUUUGGAUAAAGAGGGCCAAACAGGAGGUGUGAACUCACAAACACCUCUCACAAACGCGCUUGAAGUGGAGCUGCCUCCACACGCUGUUUUCCCCAAAGCAGAGCGAGAGCCGGUGCCAGACCGGGCGGUGACAUCAGGCAGGACUUUCUCUCCGGCAGGCAGUCCAGGCAGUGAAUCAGUAACGAAAGAUGACGCACUUUCUCUUGUCCCCUCCCAGAACGAAAAGGGAACAGCAACUCCCCAGCCACAUACCGCUACAGACUGUAGAGAUGGCGGAGAUUGGAGUGAUCCAGAUAAGCAGCCACUAGAAGACCGUGCAGUAGGCCUGCCCACACCCCCCACUGCCCUGGAUCCUCAGCCCAGCAUGGGGAACGCCAGUCCUGGAGGAUUUGGCGGGGAGCAGGAGGACCCCUGCCUCCCAGCAGCCCCUGAAGUUAGGACCAUGGAGGGGGGCACCGACUCUUCCCAGCUACAUGUGGCUGAGGCCCCCUUGGCCUCUGAUUCCAGUUUGACUGAAGAAGGAAACAGCCCGGUGGUUCCAGAAAGCUCUGCGGCUCAUGGACAAGGUGACAGAUUUAAAGCAGUGAUUUGCUCCUCCACUAAGGAGGACACGCCUCCUUCAGGGGCGCUGCGGGAAGAGCAGGGAACAGACCCUCCGCGACAGGAGUCACCAGGGGUCCAGGGAGAACCUGGCGCAGCUGCCUGUGCCCGGGACAAAGCACUUGAACUCGGUGGUUCCCGGGGCACACCCUCGGCCUGUCUGAAUGCAGAAACUAAACACAACCAGGAAGUGGCCCCACCAGCCUCACUGCUGACUGAAGGUGGGGCCGCCCAGAGCCCGGUGUCACCGGGAGCAGGUCUGGCCGCAGACGCGGGCCAGGAAGCCGUGGGUGCGGAGCAGAGCAGCUCACCUCUGCUGCCGGGUCUGUCCCCAGAUGCAUCUCGGGCUCCUAAUUGCAAUGGACCUUUUGCUGUGGAUGGAGUGACAGACGCUCAAGCCCAGGGAGAGACCGCUGCUUGCGAGGCGAGUGGAAACAUGGCAUUGGAUGUGGCAGUGGGUAACGCGCUCCAAGGAACUGCGGAAGCCAGGGGAACGGCGUUGUCACACAGCGCCCAGGACCCGCCCGUUCCGGAAGUCUUGCUGCGCCAGGAGAACGGGAUCCAGGUUUUGCCAGGAGCCUUACCAGACAAAGGUGGGACUGACCUCCAGGCUGCUGCAGCCCCAGAGACGGUGCCUGCUGUUUCGGAGAAAGGGGAGCCGGAGGGAGCCCACCUCAGCUGUCCCCGGGAUGCCUCCGAGGAGGCACAGAUGAAUGACACACUGCACGCCCUCCUGCCUGGGGAGACCCCACCAGCGGCAGUACUCGUGAAGAAAUACCCGGGAGCCCUGCCGGGUGCUCUGCUGGAAGGGAGGAGCCAGAGAAGAUCAUUCCGCCGGUUCCAGGACCUGAGCCAGCAACAGGUGAGCAAAGCAGAUGUGAAGUUAACUUGA
Molecule: messenger RNA, 3883 nt
Organism: Myotis lucifugus (little brown bat)
Lineage: Eukaryota; Metazoa; Chordata; Mammalia; Chiroptera; Vespertilionidae
Product: A-kinase anchor protein 13-like
Exons: 8
Coding region: 212-3883 (1223 amino acids)
Biological process (GO): adrenergic receptor signaling pathway; positive regulation of canonical NF-kappaB signal transduction; regulation of Rho protein signal transduction
Cellular component (GO): actin cytoskeleton; membrane
Molecular function (GO): MAP kinase scaffold activity
Source: RefSeq, a predicted model, not a curated record